Molecule: messenger RNA, 912 nt
Organism: Salvelinus sp. IW2-2015
Lineage: Eukaryota; Metazoa; Chordata; Actinopteri; Salmoniformes; Salmonidae
Source: RefSeq, a predicted model, not a curated record
AUGAAUGAUCAUCUUCUGUUCCAGCAACCAAGGGACCACCAAGGGGUCACCAAGGGACCACCAAGGGGUCACCAAGGCACCACCAAGGGUCACCAAGGGACCACCAAGGGGUCCCACCAAGGGACCACCAAGGGACCACCAAGGGACCACCCAAGGGACACCAAGGGUCACCAAGGACACCAAGGGUCACCAGGCACCAACCAAAGGGUCCACCAAGGGACCACCAAGGGGUCACCACAAGGGACCACCAAGGGACCACCAAGGGCCACCAAGGGGCACCAACCAGGUCACCAAGGGACCACCAAGGGGUCACACAAGGGACCACCAAGGGUCACCAAGGGACCACCAAGGGACCACCAAGGGGUCACCAAGGGACGCACCAAGGGACGGCACCAAGGACCACCAAGGGGAUCCACCAAAGGCACCAAGGACCACCAAGGGACCACCAAGGGGUCACCAAGGGACCACCAAAGGGACCACCAAGGGGUCACCAAAGGGCCACCAAGGGACCACCAAGGGGUCACCAAGGGACCACCAAGGGACCACCAAGGGGUCAACCAAGGGGCCACCAAGGGACCACCAAGGGACCACCAAGGGGCACCAAGGGACCACCAAGGGGUCACCAAAAGGGACCACCAAGAGGUCACCAAGGGACCACCAAGGGGUCACCAAGGGGUCACCAAGGGACCACCAAGGGGUCACCAAGGGGUCACCAAGGGACCACCAUGGGGUCACCAAGGGACCACCAAGGGGUCACCAAGGGACCACCAAGGGGUCACCAAGGGACCACCAAGGGGUCACCAAGGGGUCACCAAGGGACCACCAAGGGGUCAUCAAGGGGUCACCAAGAGACCACCAAGGGGUCACCAAGGGGUCACCAAGGGGACCAACCUUAGAAUAAUCAUUGAAUAA